This is a messenger RNA of Pogona vitticeps (central bearded dragon), 4843 nucleotides long. It is a transcript of the gene RALBP1, whose product is annotated as ralA binding protein 1. Gene Ontology annotation, molecular function: small GTPase binding; GTPase activator activity. Gene Ontology annotation, cellular component: membrane. Gene Ontology annotation, biological process: small GTPase-mediated signal transduction; positive regulation of GTPase activity; endocytosis. NCBI's taxonomy places the organism in Eukaryota, Metazoa, Chordata, Lepidosauria, Squamata, Agamidae. The record is from RefSeq and is a predicted model, not a curated record.
ACGCCUAUCCACCCUCUGCCUUGCCUGGGAAGGUUGCUCCUUCGGUCACUAUGACGGCCCCUCCCUGUGCGUCAUGCGCGUGCGCUGCCUAAUUCCGGCCUCUGCCCUCGGCCGCCAAAGGACUGCACGAAACACGGGAGAGGGAAAGUCGAGGAGGAAAACGCCGUUCGCGCAUGCGCCUCGAAAUCGCCUCCGCCCGUUCCGCGUACCCGACCUUGUCAAAAGGCGGCGGAGGCGGCAUGGGGCAUAAAGUGGGGCCCGAAUGACGCCUAGGAGGAGGCGAGCUUAGUGUAGCCCUCCUGAGAGCGAUACGAACCAUCAUCCACUUCCUCAGACAUGGGACAGGGGAACAAAAUGGUGCAAAGAACCGGAUAUUGUAUCUUUUCUGUCUCUUCAAGAAAAUGGACAACAAGGCAUGAUAGAUAGGUAACAGGAUCUUGUUCUGCUGUACUGCCAGAGAGUAAGCAUGACUGAGUGCUUCCUGCCUCCUACCAGUAGCCCCAGUGAACACCGCAGGGUGGAGCAUGGUGGAAGUCUUGCCCGGACCCCAAGCUCUGAAGAGAUCAGCCCAACAAAGUUUCCAGGCUUGUACAGGACAGGCGAACCUUCACCACCUCAUGACAGCCUUCUUGAACCUCCAGAUAUAGUGUCUGAUGAUGAGAAAGAACAUGGGAAGAAAAACCGAAAAUUUAAGAAAAAAGAGAAAAGGACGGAAGGUUAUGCAGCUUUCCAAGAAGACAGCUCUGGGGAUGAAGCUGAAAGUCCCUCCAAAUUAAAGCGUUCAAAGGGGAUUCAUGUUUUCAAGAAGCCAAGUUUCUCCAAAAAGAAGGAAAAGGAUUUUAAGAUUAAGGAAAAACCCAAAGAUGAAAAGCAUAAAGAGGACAAACAUAAGGAGGACAAGCAUAAAGAGAAAAAAUCGAAAGACUUGACAGCAGCAGAUGUUGUCAAACAGUGGAAGGAGAAAAAGAAAAAGAAGAAGCCAGCUCAAGAAACCGAAGUUCCCCAGGUGGACGUUCCCCACCAUCGACCUGUAUUUGGAAUCCCACUGGCAGAUGCAGCAGAAAGGACCAUGUUGUAUGAUGGCAUCCGCCUGCCAGCAGUUUUCCGGGAAUGUAUAGAUUACGUAGAAAAAUAUGGCAUGAAAUGUGAAGGCAUCUACAGAGUUUCAGGCAUUAAAUCCAAGGUGGAUGAAUUAAAAGCAGCAUAUGACCGAGAAGAAUCCCCAAACCUUGAGGAGUAUGAGCCAAACACUGUUGCCAGCUUGUUGAAACAGUAUCUGCGUGAACUGCCUGAAAACUUGCUUACCAAAGAGCUGAUGCCUCGCUUUGAAGAUGCAUGUGGGAAGACUGUGGAGGCGGAGAAAUUGCAGGAGUGUCAGCGUCUCCUGAAGGAACUGCCAGAAUGUAACUUCCUUCUGAUCUCCUGGCUGAUUGUGCACAUGGACCAUGUAAUUGCAAAGGAACUGGAGACAAAAAUGAAUAUCCAGAACAUUUCCAUUGUGCUCAGCCCCACUGUUCAGAUCAGCAACCGGGUCCUGUAUGUGUUUUUUACUCAUGUCCAAGAAUUCUUUGGAAAUGUGGUUCUAAAACCUGUGACAAAGCCACUUCGUUGGUCUAACAUGGCCACAAUGCCAGCGUUGCCAGAAACACCAGAAAGCAUCAAAGAAGAAAUAAGAAGACAGGAGUUCCUUUUAAACUGCUUGCACCGAGACCUACAGGUGGGGAUCAAAGAUUUAUCCAAAGAGGAAAGAUUGUGGGAGGUGCAACGAAUUUUAACUGCUCUCAAAAGAAAACUAAGAGAAGCUAAAAGACAAGAGUGUGAAACAAAGAUUGCACGAGAGAUUGCCAGCCUUUCAAAGGAAGAUGUUUCCAAAGAAGAAAUGACUGAGAAUGAAGAGGUUAUUAAUAUUCUGCUUGCUCAGGAGAAUGAGAUUUUGACAGAACAGGAAGAACUUCUGGCCAUGGAACAAUUUUUGCGCCGACAGAUUGCCUCUGAAAAGGAGGAGAUAGAUCGCCUCCGAGCAGAAAUAGCAGAAAUGCAAAGUCGCCAGCAUGGUCGAAGUGAAACUGAAGAGUAUUCUUCUGAGACUGAGAGUGAAAGUGAAGAUGAGGAAGAAUUACAGAUAAUUCUGGAAGAUUUGCAAAGGCAGAAUGAAGAACUAGAGGUGAAGAACAACCAUCUGAACCAAGCAAUUCAUGAGGAGCGAGAGGCCAUCAUUGAACUGCGAGUGCAGCUUCGGCUCUUGCAGAUGCAGCGAGCCAAAUCAGAGCAGCAGGUGCAGGAAGAAGAGGAGCUUGGGAAGCGAGGGGGUGCAUCACAGCUGCAGGCCCCCCAGGUACCCAGAGAUGCUGUGCCAGAUACAAAAACAGUAAAAGAGCAGCCAAAGGCAGUCAAGGAGCCCGUGAAGCCAUCACCCAGCAAAGACAGAAAAGAAACACCAAUUUGAUUGAAUUCCAAAGGUAUUCAGGAUAUCGCUUCGGCAAAGCCAGGACCGUGCAACUUACUGUAAAUCUGAAGCUUGUAUAUUCUGUAAAUAUUUUCUUUGAAAACCUGGAGACAUUUUGUCUCCUUUGUACCUGGGGCUUCUGCCUAUCAGGCUCAGGUUACUUGGAAGGAUAUAGCGAAUAGAGAUGGGGCAGGAAAGUGCAGCACAGCAGUUAACUUCAGCAUGCCAGAUCCUGGCAUCAGGUCACCAUUGGUGGUAUGAAACAAUUAGGGUUACUUAUGCUGGGAAAGUCUUGGAAAUUCUUUCAAAGCAUUAUCUGCUCAAGGGCUACUUCACACAUGGUAUUUCAUAACACAGUUAUAGGCAAAACCACAUUCCCAGCAUAGUAUUUAGCAACUUGGUUGGUAGCUAUUGGCAUGCAGGAAUUCCUUGCAGGCAGGGGCAGGCUGGGAAUGAUGUGUCCUUUGCCAGCCUGUUUUGCUGCCACACUAGCCGUGCAGGAAGGAAAGCUGCUUCUUCUGUGACUAGCAUGGAAAAUGGGUGGGCUAGUGAAGGAGGGACUGAUCAUUUUCCUUCUUCUGCCAGUCCAUGUAAUAGAAUUUAAAAAAAAAAACAAACCUACCCUGCUGUGAGGUACUAGGAAACCUCCUUUCUCUGCUGGCCACUGCAAAAGAGGUUUCCUUACUCGUCUUCAGCUGGUAAGGAAAUAAAGAGUACUAGACUCACACAUGGUGUUGCCUACCUUGUGCACAUCGUGCUCAUUCUCUUUUGCUGUAUCCACACAUUGAAAAGAGGCACUUGGUAGAAGUGAAAAAAGUACAUAAGCAAUUAUGGUGCAUCAUAGUCAUAUUUUCCAGUGAGCAGGUAAAAACAUGUGCAAAGCUGUUUGAGAACUGAGGGGUCCAAGCUAUAACCUUACAUUUACUCGCUUUGUAAGUUUGUCCCAUUUAUUGUAAUUUCUGCUUUUACUCACUCUUGCUUGUGCCUUUUGGUAAUAGAGGAGCUUUAUAAAAUAAUUUAUCCUGAGCUGCUGAUGUGUCCUGAUCAGAUAGAAGGUCUUCAAGUGCAAACCAUGAGUGUAACUUACCCAUGUUCUUUGGCCAUCUGACAUUUUGAAGUUUUUAUGAAAGUACAUGUGAAGCUAAGAUGAAAUUUCAAGUUGGCAACUGUAUCUCUCUAAAAGAAAGUUGCCCAAGAACUGCUCAACUUUAGCAAAGCAAAUAUUUAUAGGAUUGAUUAACUCGGGGGUGUCGGGUUUAUAAAUAUAUUACAGCAGACAGUCUCUUAAUGCAGAUUAGAAUGCCAUUCAUUUCUUUCAUUUUCAGAGAUUCUUCCUGCAUUUGAUUCACACUUGAACAUGUAGCCAUCAAGACUUACAGAUUCUCCAAGUUUGGGAAGGGGAUGGAGCGAUUUUACAAGGUGCUAAGAGCACUUCUGGAGUGCAGUACAACACAUGAGUUUCAACUUCCUUCCUAAACUGGGAGCCGAUUAUUUCCUUGCCUAUACAUGUGUACUUCUGAGGAACAUUUGACUUUGUGAAGAUUUUGCCAGGAUUGUGUCAGUAGUUGCACUGUGCUUCUUGUGCAUUUGGAGUGCCAGGGAUGUUGCUUGAGAGAUAUCUGAAGCUUGGAAUUAGGGAGAGAGUGGCUCAUCAUCUUGACAAUUGUUCGUACAGUACUUGUGAGAACCUUUGGGCACCAUUGAAGCAUCAUAUGGCUGCUGAGACUCUCAGAAAGAGAGUCUGCCUGUCAUGCUUUCUAAAAAGGCAGUGGGACACUUUGCUAGUUAUUGUGAAAAUAUUUAUGAAUGGCUAUGUGGUUGAAGAGGGGGGUGCACAGAGCUUUUUUUAUGGACAGAGAAUGUCUACCCUAAGCAUGUAAUGGAUCUUCCAGGAUAUGGUGGUUCAGACUAUUCACUGUGGUGGGAUUCCUGACAGAAAGCAGAUGUCAGCUGCAUCUGCAUCCUGCUUGAUUAUUUACCAUUGUCAGCAGUGAAUUAUAUUUUCUUUCAGAGACAACCAUUUUGAAAUAACAAGUUUAAUUACAGCAGUCAUCUCAGCAAUAUUGAGCAGAAUUUGAGUAGGGUGCUUAUUGCAUAUUUAGUUUCUAAUCUGCAUAUUUAUUUGUUGGUGUGGACAUUUUCAUUGCAUAUUGCACUGUUGGAAAUCUUUGCUGUGAUUUAAUUUUUGUACAAGCAAUGCUUUGAGAUGUUACAGAGAACAGCCUAUUUUUUUUAAAUCUUGAAGAAAAGAAUUUAUACAGACUGGUCAGCUGACAGUUGUGUGUUAAUUCAAUGUUUUCCUUGGCCUGUUACAUAAAUUUUAUAUAUUCUGGCAGUAUUUAAACUUGUUUUAAAUUCACACUGAUUUCUAUUAAAUUGUUAAGCAUUUAUAUAAUC